Messenger RNA from Dictyostelium purpureum, 2205 nucleotides. RefSeq lists its product as uncharacterized. NCBI's taxonomy places the organism in Eukaryota, Evosea, Eumycetozoa, Dictyosteliales, Dictyosteliaceae. Gene Ontology annotation, molecular function: protein binding. The transcript has 2 exons. Gene Ontology annotation, cellular component: catalytic step 2 spliceosome. The record is from RefSeq and is a predicted model, not a curated record. The coding region runs from base 1 to 2205 and encodes 734 amino acids. Gene Ontology annotation, biological process: mRNA splicing, via spliceosome.
AUGUAUGAUAAAGAUUUUUUUCGCCAAUUCAAAGAUUAUUAUUUAAAAAAAGAAUUAUAUGGAUCAAACCCACCAUUAAAUAGAUAUCAACAUACACUCGCUAAUGAUGCAUAUAGUGUACCUCAAGCUGAACAAAUAAACAAUAGUACUUUAAUAAAUAGUGUAAAUAAUAAUAACUAUAUACCCAAUAACCAAAUUUAUCAUAAAAGUAACAAUGUAUCAAUUCAACAAAAUUUAAAUGAUAAUUUAGUAUCGCAAAUGGGAUUAGACUCAAUUAUACCAUAUAAUAUAAGUAAAUGUCCCUUUUGGAUAUCAUGGUCACCAGACAACUCAUAUUUAGCAUUGUCAACUAAUGAUUCAGUAGAUAUUUUCGAACCAAAUUCAGGUGAGUUGUUAUAUAGCAUUAAAGAUCAUAGACAAGUAGUAUCAAUGGUUUUAUGGUUAAAUGAAGGUCAUGGCGAAGUUGAAAAUGUAAAUAAUAUAUAUAAUAAAAGCAAAACAGUUAUAUUAAGAAAUCAAUUUAAUGAAGACUAUAAAGUACCAGGCGAAAUUAAAUCGAAAACAUCACAAUCAAAAUAUAGAAAUUCAUUAAUAUCACCCUACUCUUCAUUUUUAUCGUGCUCAUUAGAUCAUUCAAUUAAUAUAUAUAGAAAUUUCGAAUUGGUAACAUCAUUAACAGAACAUGAUGAUUGGUUAAAAUCAAUGGCAGUAACAUCAGAUUCAACAUUUCUAUUAAGUGGUUGUGCAUCAUCAACUAUUUGUGGAUGGGAUUUAACAAGAGGCAGUGUUAGAUUUAAAAUUGAAAAAGCACAUCCAGCAAGUGAUAGCACUGGCAAUUUAAAUACAGUAAAUAGUUUAAAGUUUAGCAAUUUUAAUAGCAAUGUGUUUGCAUCAGGCUCAAGAUAUGGUACAAUGCGUCUUUGGGAUAUUAGAGAAGGCUUCAAAACUCCAUUAUUCUCAAUACAAGCCCAUAACAAAUUAAAUCUUUUACACUUUACCAAAGACGAUAGACAUAUUUUAACCUCUGGAAGAGAUAAUGCCAUUCGUUUAUGGGAUAUAAGGGCGUUGGUUUCAUCACCAUCAACCAAAGUUGUUGGACUCAGUGGUAGCUAUGAAAAUCCUAGCGAAAGUAAUUCUACUGGCGGCAGUAAUGAUCAUACAAAGAUUGGUAUUGUUAGAGAGUAUCGUAAGCACAAGUGUGUCGGUUACAAUAUUGGGUGUUCAUUCAUCAACAACGAUAGACAAAUUGUUUCAGGUUCAGAGGAUCAACAGGUUUAUAUCUAUGAUACAGAUUCUGGCGAAGUAGUCAAAAAGAUUGCAUCACACCGUUCACCAGUUCACUUGGUUCCCGUAUGCAAUGGUGGUAGUGAAAUGAGAAUAGCUACAUCAAGUAUUGACGCAUGUGAUAUUCACAUUUACUCACCUCAAAUUAUUGAAAGUGAUGAAAAACUCACAUAUGCCAAUAAAUAUUUAGGUAUAAGGGCACCAAAAGAAGAAGAUGUAAUUCCACAAAUUAAAGUUGCACCAUAUUUACAAAGAGUUACAAUGGAAAGCCUUAUGCAAAGAUUUGGCGAUAGACUUUUCCAAUUUUAUCACAAGAAUAGAAUAUCACCAUCAGAAACUACAAAUCACGAAGAAUUUACAGAUUUAAAUAAACUCAUCGAAGAAGAAUUUAAAACACAACUUUUCGCAGAAGCUAGAAAGAUUGCAAGAAAACUAAAUUUAACAGAUAGAGAAUUUGUAGAUUUAAUUGCAAGGAACGCAAGCAUCGACGAUCCAUCAUUUUUUGAUAAAACAAUAGAUGAUGAUAAAAUUGAAAGAGAUGGUACCAUUGAUGAAAAACAAUUUGGCCCUUUGGUACAACAUUUAACACAUUUAAAUGCAGAUGGUGGUUCACUUUAUAGUUUUUCAGAUGAUGAUUUUUCAGGAAGCGAUAUUUCUGAAGACAAUGUUGAUGAUUCUGAAGAAAAUGUUGAUGAUUCUGACGACAGUCAAUCAGUUGGUUUCAAUUUAAUAGAAGAAAAUGGUAAUAUAAAUAUUAGUGAUUUUAGCAAUUCAGACAGUGGUGAUGAAGAAUAUUUCAGUGCCGAAGAAGAAAGUAAAGAAUUUGGUAAAACUUUUAAAUUUAAUUUCAAUUUUUCAGAUAAAAAUAAUAAUAAUAAUAACAAUAAUAAUAAUAAUAGUUCAGAUGAUGAUAGUAGUUAA